GUCAUGGCAGACUUCCCGUCCAAAGUUACCACAGAGACCAGCGUCCCUAACUCCCAGAACUCCCACGGUGGGAACAGCAUCCGAGGGCUGCCUGGAAGCAUAUCCUCCAUGGUGGACUUUUCAUUUAUCCGAAGCAUCCCAGCUAUGCUGAUGAUCGCUGAAAUUGUUUUUGGGCUGCUCCACUGGGCGCUGAUAGCAGGCACCUCUAUAGUGGGAGGAGCGUAUGGCUGGGUAUUGUUUGUCGCCAUCACUCUGUGGAUCCUCACCACCGUCCUCUUCUUCGUCAUCCUGUUUGGUGUCACGCAAAAAUUGCCCGCCGUCCCAUGGCCCCUGACGGUGAUGGUGUAUUUUAGCGCAGCCACAGUCCUCUAUCUCACUGCUUUCAUCACCAAUGCAGCUUAUGUGCCCCACCACAUACACUUUUACUAUGGACAUUUGGCAGCUGCUGCAUUCUUUGGUGCUGCGGUGACCUUGGUGUACGGGGCCAGUGCUUUCUUCUCCUACUUGGACUGGAAGGGGGACGGAGGAAACGCUGCCACCAACACAGUGCCGACUUAGGGCUGUGCAGCCAGCGGUGCUACUCCCAGGAACAAAGCUCACAAAACUCAAAUCCUGACUGAGGCAAACCCUGAUAUUAACCAUAAGAUGAAAUCUGUUCCAGGUGGUUGUUUAAUGUUUUGGCCAUCCCAGUAAUACAGUAAAUAUACUGUACUACUACUACUGCUACUACGAAAUGUAAUCCUAGAUUGCAUUAAAAAUACACUUGAAUCAUUAUGUACAUAAAGUUAUAAAUUUCAGUAAUAAUUGAACAAAAUCUGAAAAUGUGAGUAGCAUUAAAAGAAAAAUAAGCACAGGCUGCAUGUGCUAACUACAGUGGAGGGUUAUUUGGUUAGUCUGAGAUCACCAGUGGAAAAAGCUGUUAGCUAAGGGAGGACUGCAGAUCUCAACCUCCAGCUUUGGACGUUAGGCAGUUCUCAUAAGUACUGUCUG
Messenger RNA from Pelmatolapia mariae (spotted tilapia), 990 nucleotides. RefSeq names its product plasmolipin (gene pllp). NCBI's taxonomy places the organism in Eukaryota, Metazoa, Chordata, Actinopteri, Cichliformes, Cichlidae. The coding region runs from base 4 to 558 and encodes 184 amino acids. The record is from RefSeq and is a predicted model, not a curated record. Gene Ontology annotation, molecular function: structural constituent of myelin sheath. The transcript is spliced from 4 exons. Gene Ontology annotation, biological process: myelination. Gene Ontology annotation, cellular component: membrane.